Molecule: messenger RNA, 1343 nt
Organism: Panthera uncia (snow leopard)
Lineage: Eukaryota; Metazoa; Chordata; Mammalia; Carnivora; Felidae
Gene: MRPL48
Product: mitochondrial ribosomal protein L48
Exons: 11
Coding region: 1-1122 (373 amino acids)
Cellular component (GO): mitochondrial ribosome
Source: RefSeq, a predicted model, not a curated record
AUGGCUGCCCCUGUGGAAGUGGGCGAGGGAGCGGCCCACCUCCCUCGGGCCCCAGAGGGGCGGGCCCCGGAAACCAAAGGGCUUCAACGGACCAGUGGGGAGAGACAAGGAGCCGGAACUAGCGAGGGCGUCGGCUGCAGGGCACUUUUGCUGCUGGAUUUUGCCCUGUUGGAUGCCACCGUCAGAGCUUCCGGUUUGAAUUCCAGCAGAGUUGAUCAGUCUCCACCCUAUUCAUAUACAUUUGGUAUCUGGUGCAAGGUACAGAAGGAGAGGAGGAGGAUGGCCUCUCAGGUGUCCAAGUAUCCUAGUGGCCCUGUGCUGGCGAGCUUUGUGCACCAGGUGCUGCAGGGAUUGAAUGUGUCUCGGUCGGAUAUUGAUACUGGACCCAGGCGAGGUGUUCCGUCAGUGUUUCCAGACGCCGGGAGAUCGCUGCAGCUUGGGCGGGUCUUCAGCUUGCACAACUACCGGCCGCAGCAGCAAAGGAUGAACGGAGCUCUAGGAAAGGUGCUGUGUCCAAGGAAUGAUACCAUUUUUAAGCAAGUCUUUUCUCUCUUAAGAUUCAGAACUUCAGGAGAAAAUCCCAUCUGUUCUGCAGGUGGCAUUCUGUUGAGCACCAGUCGACACUACAAGACAAAGCCUACCCAUGGCAUUGGAAGAUAUAAGCACCUAGUUAAAGCCCAGGAGCCCAAGAAGAAGAGAGGAAAAGUGGAAGUGAGACCCAUUAAUUUGGGAACAGAUUAUGAAUAUGGGGUUUUAAACAUUCACCUGACUGCAUACGACAUGGCCCUGGCAGAGAGUUAUGCCCAAUAUGUUCACAACCUCUGCAACCAUCUAUCCAUUAAAGUUGAGGAAAGUUAUGCGAUGCCCACCAAAACCAUGGAGGUAUUGCGGCUGCAAGAUCAAGGCAGCAAAAUGUUCUUGGACUCAGUUCUUACCACCCAUGAGCGAGUGGUUCAGAUCAGCGGUUUGAGUGCUACAUUUGCAGAGAUUUUCUUGGAAAUAAUCCAAAGCAAUCUUCCUGAAGGAGUCAGAUUGUCAGUGAAGGAGCACACUGAAGAAGACUUCAAAGGAAGGUUCAAAGCUCGGCCAGAACUGGAAGAACUGUUGGCUAAGUUGAACUAGCUCAUUGCAAACCCUUUCAAGCCAGGACUGGUGAUAUUGAGUGCCAAGGGGAAGAGCUUCCUGGGUGGUCAAAAUUAAGAAGAUCCUUUAGAUAUUGUAACUACCCAUCCCCAUUAGCCAGGAAUGCCUCCUCUCUUAUAUGGAGGAGUGUUGCUGAUUACCACUUUCCUUUGAGCCAACCUAAGACAUCCUUCAUCUAAUAAAAAUCUGCAGCUGGUGGA